Parastagonospora nodorum SN15 is the source of this 3045-nucleotide messenger RNA. RefSeq lists its product as hypothetical. The coding region runs from base 1 to 3045 and encodes 1014 amino acids. Gene Ontology annotation, biological process: negative regulation of MAPK cascade; protein dephosphorylation. Gene Ontology annotation, molecular function: protein tyrosine/threonine phosphatase activity; MAP kinase tyrosine/serine/threonine phosphatase activity. The record is from RefSeq and is a predicted model, not a curated record. NCBI's taxonomy places the organism in Eukaryota, Fungi, Ascomycota, Dothideomycetes, Pleosporales, Phaeosphaeriaceae. The transcript is spliced from 2 exons. Gene Ontology annotation, cellular component: cytoplasm; nucleus; cytosol.
AUGGACUCCUCGUCUGUGACCGACCCGUCGCCAGGCGUCUCACCCGAGUCGCCUUUAGCCAAGACUGCCGCAUCAUCCUCCUUCGUGGCCGACUUCCGUUCGCGCAGGCCUGACACCAGCCCUGGAGACGCAUCACCGAGUGCUUUCUUCGAGCUGCAGCGACCUACGACACCCGCGAAGAAAGCACGGAAUCUGAAGAACCUCGGCAUCAAUACCACAACGUCCCUCACGAACCUCCGUGGCCCUACGCCUGCACCCGUGGCCGUCGUGAACAAAGAGAGGAACAGCUCGGCGCCACCCUCUCCACUAUUCAUCAAGCCGCCAACACCACCGAAGAGGCGGCCAUCGAAUCUCAGCUUGACCAUUGGAUCGCCCGGCAGCUCAGAGAGCAAGCCGGCGCGUCUCGUCAUACCGUCUACCCCGUCCUUCAACCGGCCUGCGUUGCGGCACUUCCAGUCGUCUCCAUCAUUGCCCGUAUGCGGAUCAAGCUUGGGUCCCUCAAAUGGCAUGACAUUGCCCGCGUUGCGCCCGCUUGUCACAAAGCCCAGCGGCUUGUCUGAGGUCCCGUUCGAGAUGGAAGAGGAGGAGGAUCAGGAGCAGAACUUUGACAUUCCACAGUCACGCGAGGAAAAGCCCGCAGCGUACCCCAACGGACCAAUUUGCAUAUACGAAGCCGGUGUCUACCUCUACUUCGAGCCCACAACUCAGCAGGCGUGCACUUUCGACGUAAUCAUCAACGUUGCGAGUGAGGUCAAAAACCCUUUCACAUCGCCAACAUCACAGUCGCAAAAAGAUAUUGACGCCAGGAGGAUAGACGGUCCACCAGCUGAGAGUGUCGAUUUCGCAGCUCUUUCGCAACGGGCGAAGCCGACCACAUCUUUCGGCAUGGACGACAAUUCACCGACUACGCCCAAGGCCACACCUGUGAUGCAAACCAUUCAGCCAGGAGAACUGGUCAUUGAUGGCAAGACUUACAAGACUCCCGACGACAUUGUCCCUGAUCUCUACAAGCUUGUGAAGAUUAUGGACGAGAGGGUUCAGCAAGGGAAGCGAGUGUUGAUCCAUUGCCAAUGCGGCGUGAGUCGCUCCGCGAGUUUGAUCGUGGCAUAUGGCCUAUACAAAAAUCCCCAGAUGAGUGUACAAGACGCAUACGACCGAGCGAAGAAGCGAAGCAAGUGGAUCGGCCCGAACAUGAAUCUCAUUAUGCAGCUUCAGGAAUUCCGCAAUGGUCUCUUGAGGGCGAACGACAGCAGAAACCAAGGCUUUGGACGGCGAUCAGCCGGCUUGAACAACGGUAGUAAUCGAUAUUCGGCAUUCGAGACUACGACUUCGGGCUCACGGACACCGCGGACCGCACCGCUACCACCUGAUAGCGACAUGUCCAUGCAGCGAGCAAGUACUGGCAACAUGAUGGCUAUCUCGCCCGGUCCAUUGUCAGCACCAACCGGUGCCUUCUCCACUAGCUUCCGCCGCUCGUGGGAUGUCAGUCAGUCGAACUUCGACCUCCCUUCACAACCGUCUCCAUCAACUAUUCCUUAUGUUGAUCCUGCUGGGCAUGUCGUUCCUGUCUUGUCGAUUACUGCAAAUGAUAUCACCUCUCCAAAGGCAGAUACCACCACGCCUCUCCAAGCGCCUCCGCAAAAGCGUUCAACAUUGCAGCUGCCUUCCGCGGUCCCCAACUUCUCCCGUCAACUGCCACUCAGAGCCCAGGAGGGUUCGGCGGAGGUAACAUCUUCGCACCUAGAAGUGGGCCAGUCUGUCGGUCUUCAGCCGCUGUCUUUCGGUGCUCUCAGAUCGCCGGCUGUGGCAAGCUUUGCCAUGUCACCUUCUUUUGCUCCACAGCAGCAGUUCGAUAGCUCGGAGAUCACAUCUCCUAUCAAGACAUCAUUUGACCACUCAUGGCCAAGUGGUUAUGACACGGAGCCAUCUUCUGACGACAGGAAGUCGGUCGAGGAAGAGCACGAUGCGCGACCUACGCUCGUUUCUCCAAGAUCUUCCGAGUUCCACAUGACCGGACUGAACCACAGUGGCUUCGACGAAUCGUACAACCUGCUCUCGCCGCGUGCUGCAUCUUUCAACCUUGGCGAGACACCGUCGCCUCCAAGGUUUGGUUCUAGUAUCGCUGCUUUCGAUCCAUCCGAUAUUGCGUCGCCUAUUGCAACACAAUUUCCCAAGGAUAUCUUCGGCAAGGAUGAUCACGAUGAAGAGGAGCCAUUGGCGUCACCAAGGGCCGAAGAGUUUCACAUGUCUCCUUUCAAGCCAGAGGUGACCGUAGAUGAGGAUCCGUUUGGCUUGACUUCGCCAACGCGCUUCGACAUUCCUGGCAAUCCCUUCGACAGGCCCCUUCCUCCGGUAAUUCAAGAGGCUCAGCCGCGAGACCGACAGCCAUCAUUCCAGGCCAUUCUUCCACCUGCUCACCAGACGUUCAAUGGUUUUGCAUCACUCGACGGUACAGCACAGGCAGAGCCGACACUUCCAGAGUCGCUCCCGCUGCGCACCCUGGGUACGAGCCAAGAUCUCGGGCACUCGCCACGCAUUGAUAGCGUUAACACCUCUGGCGAGACGAAGAAUGCGCCCACUAUCGAGUCGCCACCGCGUAAUUACGUGCCGAUACCCAAAGCUCCCGAAACACCUCAGUCGCCAAAAGAAGCAUUUCUAUCGACCCCGUCCAAAGGUAUCAAGACACGUUUUUCUUCACCGAACCUACGUGACCAGCGCAAGUUGCAGAAGUUACAGACAGCGAUGGCGUCAAAGUUGCCGAAGAAGGCUCCUGCACCUCAACAUGCUGCGGAUGACAUUGAUGCCUUGAUGUCCCCGCGAGCAGAAGAGUUCACUCGCAAUCCGUUCCACUUCGAACUCCAGGUUACAAGCGAGGACGAUAGCCCGGUGUCUUCGAAUGAGACCAUCAAAGAUGGACGGAAUGGUCACGACUGGACAGACCCGGUACCUCGACAGUGGACUCCCGAGAAGGCUACCGUUGACCCCCGGAGCCCUGUGCAUGCCGGCAGCAGUCCAAUCACACGAAACAUUUGGGACGUUUUAUGA